Molecule: messenger RNA, 447 nt
Organism: Ostertagia ostertagi
Lineage: Eukaryota; Metazoa; Nematoda; Chromadorea; Rhabditida; Trichostrongylidae
Source: the annotation of a GenBank genome assembly
AUGUUCACCAGUGGCGCAGUUGAAAUGAAUCGACAAGCGACAGCAAAUUUGUUAUUCAUCGGACUAGGAGCCGGCCGGUUAUCUGAACUCUUUUCUUCAUGCUACGUUCCCAAAGGACGGAAAUACGACGUGGUAGUUCUGGAUGCGUGCUUAGUGGAUAUGAGUUAUGAAUUCAAUUGUCCGAUUAAGCAGUUUCUCGAGCGUAAACAUUUGGAAAAUGUUUCGAAAUUGAUGACGGAGAAAGGUCCGAGUGUCGUUCUUGUGAAUGUGCUCAGCUUCAAAAUGUUUGAAGUUUUAGCAGCAGAGAAGGUCAAAUCAGUGUAUGAAAAAGUGUUCCGCCACUGUACAGCACAACGGGCCAAGGAUUCACCUCCAAAUAUGGUGCAAGCCAUUGAUCAUGGUCAACAAUCAGGACUCAUCGUUGCGUUGUCCAAAGUCGAGACUUGA